Molecule: messenger RNA, 993 nt
Organism: Oreochromis aureus
Lineage: Eukaryota; Metazoa; Chordata; Actinopteri; Cichliformes; Cichlidae
Product: solute carrier family 22 member 14-like
Exons: 5
Coding region: 19-993 (324 amino acids)
Biological process (GO): transmembrane transport
Cellular component (GO): membrane
Molecular function (GO): transmembrane transporter activity
Source: RefSeq, a predicted model, not a curated record
UUCACCAUCAAGCUCAAAAUGACAGACUUUGGAGAGAUUCUAAGGAACAUUGGGGAAUUUGGAUUAUUCCAGAAGAUCACUCUCAUUGCACUUUGCUUUCCAAACUUUGUUCAGACUUUUCUCUUUGCCAGUUUUGUUUUCAUCCAAUCAGAUCCAGACAGACACUGCAACACAGACUGGAUCCUCAGUGCUGCUCCUAACCUGACCUCAGAGGAGCAGCUCAACCUGACCGUGCCUCGGGAGGAGGAUGGGACCUUCAGCAAGUGUGAGAUGUUUGUCCCCGUGAACUGGGACAUUGAUACUAUCAGAGAGUACGGACUCAAUGAGACCACAGGGUGCCAGGAUGGAUGGGUGUAUGGGAACAUGCUCUACAAAGCCACCAUAGUCACUGAUUUUGAUCUAGUGUGUGGCCGGGCCAGCUUGGUGGAAGUGAUUCAAGCAAUGUUCAUGGCUGGAGUUCUUGUUGGUUCCCUUGUAUUUGGACCUUUUGCUGAAUCGUUCGGCCGCAAACGAGCAACUCAGAUUUCAGCAGUUCUGUUAUCUGUAUUCACCAUGACAACAGCUCUCUGUCCCAACGUCUACUUAUAUUUAGUAUCUCUGUUUUUGGUGGGAUUUGGAGGUGGAGGAUAUCACGUCAACAGCAUCAUACUAGUGUUCCACAGCCUGGGAGCAGAGCAGCUGAAAGCUCUGCUUCCCAUGGUGGUGAGGCGGAAAGAAGACACAGCAAGCUGGAUAGAAGAAGUGGAUCGAAGUGAGCGGGCGGAAGAGAUAGUGCUUAACAGGGAGCCAGUGAAGUUCCUGGAGAACAGGGGUGAUGUGCUGGUAGGAGGGGGUUCUGGUAAUAAUGCAGGCAGCAGAGUUUUGAACCAGUUGAAGCUUAUGAAGGGAUUUUUGGGGGAGACCAUGCAAGAGAGAAUUACAAUAGUCAAUUCAGGAGGUAACAAGACUGUGGACAAGAAUGGACGUAGACUGAGUGGAAAGAGAAGGACGUAA